CAGUGGAUUUGCAUAUCAGCAUCCCAAUUAAAGAUCGGAUCGGAUCAGAACGCACUUUAUAGACGAACCAUGGGCGGAGGAAGUCGGACACUUCAAUUAGUAUUCCUAGCUCUAAUUGCAAUCGCACAAUGGCAGACGAUUGCAGCGGGCCCAGUCUCCAACGAGGAGCUGCGUGGAACCAUCCAGUCGCUGAUCUACUCCUACAACCAGCUGGACAAUAAGUUGGAGCGACACGAGCAUCGGGAACGCGCCUUGGGCGAACUGCUGAAGAAGGCCCUGCAAUCCCUUCAAAAGGGUCAGAAGAGCCUGGAGCCCAUUAAUGGGAUUUUCGGACGACUGGACGAGAGGGUCAGCCAAAUAGAGACCAUGCUGAUUACGCAAGAGGAGAAGUACAAUGCGCAGUCGGAUCGCUUCAACCAGGCCACGGAUCACAUGUUCAAGUGGAUGAGGGAGAAUGACGAGUGCUUCAAGAGGCCACCAGUUAGUGGCAACCUGAUUGCUCCACCAGUUGCGCCCGCUGCUCCCGCCAUCCCGAAAGAGUUCCUGGAGGAGCAGAAGCGCUUCAACGCCAAGUUGCUGGAGGAGAUCCAAAAGCUGAAGGAGAGCAACCAGAAGGCAGCCGACCAAGCGCAAAAGAAUUUCGAAAGUCUGCCCAAGGGACCGGAAUUGCUGUCGCAGAUCGAGGCCAAGUUGCAGGAGCACUCCGCCAGCGUCACCACCGCUGCUCCGCCGAAGGACAACGAGUUCGAGGCCCAACUCCUGGACCGCCUGAGUUCGCUGGGCGGAAAGGUUACCGAGUUGAGUGAGACUGUUCAGCGUCCUGCCGCUCCAGUCGGCCUGAACGAGAAGGAUCGGGCCUACAUACAGGAACUGAAUAACGAAACCCUCAAUGCCUUGGCACAACUUAAGAGCGAGACAUCAGCGGUUCAGAAAUCAGCUGCAACGGAGACCACGGAGCGCCUGCAGCAGACGGAGGCCAAUAUCCAGGCGGACGUUCGUCAGCUCUCCACCGACCUGGGCACCCUCAACAAAUACUUCGCCUCGACGAACGAGAGCAGCGCCAAGCUGAACGAGGGGCUGGAGGCUCUGGGCAAGUUCAACAACAUCAUGAUGACGAACUCGGAGGUGGUGCUGGACACCCAGCGCAAGGUGGACUUCGGAACGCUGAAUGUGGUGCAGCGGGUGGGCAAACUGCUGGAGGUGGAGAUGAACAAGUUGAGCGAGCUGCUGAAGGAGCGAUUCGCGGCACUGGACGAAACGGUGGUGAGCACCCAGCAGGAGGCAAACAAGAACAUCAGCGGACUGCUGGAGACCGAGCUGAAUCAGGUGUGGCACCGCAUCGAGAUCAUGGCCGGCGAGAUUAGCCAGAGCAGGGAAAUGCUAGGAGUGAUCCAGUCCGCCUCCGAUGGCUAUAUCAACAGCACUUUGGCCACGAUGAUGGGACUGGGCAGCAAGGUGGAGGACACCAAGAAGCACAUGAUCGACAUGGACGAGAAUCUCAACUAUCUGCUGGGCAAGUUGUCGCUGAUGUCCAGCGAGUUCGCCAACAUCAAGAAGGGCCUGGCCGAUUCGCUCGAGGAUCUGCGCAACUCCUUCCAUGUGCUGCACGAGCGGAUGCCCACGGGUCCGGGUCCGCAUAACAUUGACAAGAACAAGUAUCUCACCGAUGUGAAUCUCCUGUCCAAGCGCCAUGCUGAGUCUGAAAGGGAGUAAAAGGGAAGAGGGGCUCUGGCCCAGGAAUUAACAAAAUACAAUACUCCUAACCAUAGCGAAUAAGUCUGCCCACUUACAUGUAAACAUAAACAUCUAACCGUUGCGCUUAAAGUA
Messenger RNA from Drosophila takahashii, 1827 nucleotides. RefSeq names its product putative leucine-rich repeat-containing protein DDB_G0290503. Lineage: Eukaryota; Metazoa; Arthropoda; Insecta; Diptera; Drosophilidae. The record is from RefSeq and is a predicted model, not a curated record. Gene Ontology annotation, cellular component: plasma membrane.